Messenger RNA from Lottia gigantea (owl limpet), 1539 nucleotides. RefSeq lists its product as hypothetical. The transcript has a single exon. Lineage: Eukaryota; Metazoa; Mollusca; Gastropoda; Lottiidae. The record is from RefSeq and is a predicted model, not a curated record. Bases 1 to 1539 code for a protein of 512 amino acids.
AUGAAUUCAUUGUUCGCAACACCUGCCGUAGCCGCAGAUGCCGCCGCAGACGCAGCAAUCGGAAAUAUUCGGAAACAAAAGGAGCUGGAGAUGGAGUUGGUAGAAAUAGACAAACAAUGGCUGUGUGCUAGGAAACAAAUUAUAUACGAUAGACUCGAUAUUCUUAAAGAACUAGACAGGAUAGCCCGAGUGAAGGUUCAUAGAGACUAUUUCAAAGAUCAUCUUCGUAAAGCAAAUCUCCAUCAUUAUACGACUAAGGCUCGGUCGAGAAUGCGACAACAGCAGUAUACGAGGAGUCAUGACAAUUUUAGUUUUACCGUCGACCCUCUACGGAGGGGUGUGGUCCCUGAGCCAAUGAUUAUGGAGGGGAGCGAAAAAGAGGGCAGGGAAAUCAUUACUUCGACCAGUCAGGACAAAAAGCGAGCGAAACAUAUCCGAGGACUGUCUGAAUUGGAGGUGAAAAUAAGACGAUUUCGAAUCCCGAAAACCAAAAAGAAGAAGAAAGCCGAGGUUGUACUUCCACCAUUACCAGAUAAAAUCAAACGGUUAAAGAAGGUGAGGAUUGUGGAGUUUGAUGAGAUACCGGAAGAGGUGAACUCGUCUGAUGAAGAGGACGAGAACCGAGAGAGUCAGGCCACCUCCAUCUCCAUCACUCACCAUGGACACGAGACGGAUCAGGAAUCUUUUGAGCGAACCAGUCUAUUCACCAUUCCUGGCGAGAAAGUUCCGUUUGCCCGCGCUUUCAUUCCCUUACCGACGUUGCCGCUCACCCCGGAACCAUCUUUUGUUGAAGACGAAUCUAAUCUUCAACUCCCUCAAUCCCCAUCUCAGAUUACAGCCCGGCUUCUGUCACCCCUUCCAUUAUCUAGACCACACCGUCCCAAGUCACCCAGACCAAGAUCACCGAAUCCACCUCGUUCACCAAGAGCCAAAUCACCAAACCCUUCACGAUCCAGAGCAAAAUCACCGAACCCUCCAAGAUCACCGUCUGCCAAAUCACCAGAAAAUUUAACGUCUGCACAAAAUUCAGUGUGGAAAUUUCCAGAAGUUCAUCACAACGCUAACAAGAAUACUCAAAAAAAUUUCGAAUCCUACGAAGGAGUUCAGUUCGUUUUACCGCCAAUUUCCACCACUUCAGACGAGCCGACUUCAAUCUUGAAAAAGCCGAAAAAGAAAGGCGGGAAAAAGAAUAAAACCAAACGUCAAUUAGAUGUCGAAUCGUCUCACCCGAACCCUACAACUGCUGUGGAACUUGAAAACCAAAAAUCAAAACCGUAUGAACAAACGCACCCUGGCACUGUAGACAUAGUCGUAAGUGAACCACGAACUGAACAAGCCCCACCCCCUAAACCGGUAAAGACUGAGAGCUCUUUGCUCUUACCGGAAAUAGAUGAUUCGCCAUUAGUUGCUCAAAACCAAGAACUCAGACCACAAGUUCUCACUAAAAAACAUAAAGGAUUUUCUAAUUUGUCAAAAUCUCCAAAUACGACGAAACGAAAAAAUCGGAAACUGUCGACUGUGACUGAAGAAUAUUCAUAA